AUGCCGACAGCGAAGAAAACACUGACAUUCUUAUGCAGCUUCGUCAGCAGCCUGGGGGCUUCCAUCGUCCUUUGCUCUGUCCUGGCGACUCAGCAAUGGAUCCGCAGCACCAUCGCCAUCAGCGACUCUUCUUCGAAUGGUAGUGUGAUCAUCACCUACGGACUCCUUCGUGGGAAGAGCAUUCAAGAACUGAAUCACGGACUUGCAGAAUCGGACAAAAAUUUCGAAGUUUUAGGGAUACUGAACAAUUCUUCCGCGAAGACUCUGCACUCGGUGGUCCUCGUGUUCCUGGCCCUUGGCUUGUUCAGUUCGUUGCUGAGCGCCGGGUUCACCUUCUACAACAGCGUCAGCAACCCCUACCAGACGUUCCUGGGGCCGAUGGGGGUGUACACUUGGAGCGGGCUCAGUGCAUCCUUCACAUUCAUAACCAUGGUGCUCUUUGUGGGGAACACGCAGUCCAAUCAUCUCUCAGAAGAGCUGGCCCAGAGGCUGUACCCGCUCUAUCCAGCGUCCACUCAGCAAGGGACGUCCCACGCUUACGGAUACUCCUUCUGGCUCACCCUGCUGGUCAUCCUCCUAAACGCGGUCACCGCGGUCAUCGUCAUCUUCUACCAGAAGGCCAGAUACCGGCGGAAGCAGGAGCGGAGGAAGCCCAUGGAGUCUGCGCCGAGGGAUGGGAUUUUAUUCUGA
Molecule: messenger RNA, 690 nt
Organism: Rangifer tarandus platyrhynchus (Svalbard reindeer)
Lineage: Eukaryota; Metazoa; Chordata; Mammalia; Artiodactyla; Cervidae
Source: the annotation of a GenBank genome assembly